This is a messenger RNA of Pocillopora meandrina, 767 nucleotides long. The record is from the annotation of a GenBank genome assembly. Lineage: Eukaryota; Metazoa; Cnidaria; Anthozoa; Scleractinia; Pocilloporidae.
CCUCCUGAAAUUAAUCCUGAGCUCAAGGAUCAGUUGGUUACAUAUAAUUCACCGCUUGAGUUCAAAUGCUCUCUAGGCGGUGUCCCUACACCUGAGAUACGCUGGACUAAGGAUGGGUUGAAUAUCAGUAACAACAACAUUCUCAGGAUUCAUCAAGCGAGAUUGGAAGACUCUGGUAAAUACACAUGCAGGGCCAAUAACAGCGAAGGGAGCAAAAACUCAACUUUCUGGAUCGAAGUGGCGGGUACGGUACGGUUCUCAUUUACAUAUAAAAAAGAUAAGAACAAAAUUUGAUUCUGAGGUACUAAAUCAGAUUUAAGGGCUUGAAACCACAAAAGUUCAAAAUUGAUUAAAAUAAUAAAAAAAGUAAUCAAAUAAUGAUAACAUUUAAAGAGUGAGAACAUGCCAACUUAUUUUCAUGGAAUUGAAAUUUGCUAAAUCAGCAAAAAUGAAGUUGGAUUAAAAUAGACUUGGCAAUAUUGUAGUUUGCUUUUAUUUUGAAACUAGUUAAUUUAGGGUUGGAUUAGGGACGGGGGAGAGGGGGUUAAAAUGGACAAUACGGCCCUUUGUUUAACUUGGUGAUCUAUUUAUUUCAAGUCUCUCCCAAGAUUAUUACGCCUCCGAUAAGCCGAUAUGUUACCGAAGGAGACCGUGUAGACCUUAUUUGUAUAGCCUCAGGUUUUCCAAAACCAACCUUGGUCUGGACUUUUAAUAAUGGUAACCUGCCAUCUGGUAUCAAUCAAUUCAAUCGCGAAGGAGAAUCAAAC